Molecule: messenger RNA, 1053 nt
Organism: Penicillium atrosanguineum
Lineage: Eukaryota; Fungi; Ascomycota; Eurotiomycetes; Eurotiales; Aspergillaceae
Product: fungal specific transcription factor domain-containing protein
Exons: 4
Coding region: 1-1053 (350 amino acids)
Source: RefSeq, a predicted model, not a curated record
AUGACCUUUGAGCGCGGGCCAAGUGUAGUGGAUUCAGUCACCCAAGACGCGGCUGUUAUGCUGGAAUUCUUGGCGUUGAGUCGCCAACAUGUUCUGCAAGCUGCCCAAGUUGACCGGCCACAGAAAGCUGAAACGCUUUCAAGCACUUCCGAGCUGCUCUUUACGGGAGCCCAAGUCAGAGAAUUGAUGGAACAUCAUCAAAAAUGUAUUGCGUGGACUCAUAAUGUGGUUCAUAUGCCUACAUUUCUGGACCAAUGUGAGGAGAGAUUGUGCAGUGGAGGAACAUCAAUUGAAGAAGACUGGGUCUCGCUAUAUUAUGCUAUACUUGCCGUGCGAACUGAAGGACUUGUCACCUUGUACCAUGCUCAUGCUUCCAAAUUGGAAGAGGUUGAAAUCUACGCCGGGGACGAGUUGGCUAUGGUUUGCUAUCAAAAGAGUAUCGAAAGCCUGAACCAGGCCGACUUCAUGAAGAAUCAUAGUCUCUUCAGUGUCCAAGCCAUCUGUCUUCUGAUCUAUAUUGGUCACAAUACUGGAGAUUCUGAUCGAAUUUCGGUUCUUUUGGCAUCUGGGAGCCGCAUAGCGCAGUGUCUAGCAAUUCAUCGACUGGGCCCUGAUCACAAAUCCAGUAUAUCGCAAUGCACAGAUCAAAUUCUGCGCACUAGACGGCUGAUUGAUCGGGAGAUUUCCAAGCGAGUGUGGUGGUUUCUUGUGCGACAAGACUGGCUCCAGAUUCCUUUCAACAAUACGUAUAAUAUUCACCCUUCCCAAUUCAAUACACCGAUGCCCAGAAAUUGCGACGAGGAGGCCUUUAAAAUGGUUGUUGACGGCGAGGUGAUACAGCACGAUCAAGAUCAAUAUACCCAAGGAAGUUAUACAUCUGUUUUGAACAACGUGGCUGUGAUAAUAUGGAAGAUGGAAGACAGAAUGUGUCAAAAGCGCGCCGAAGAAGAGACCGAGAGCAGCAUGCGUGACCUUUAUUCUGAGGUUUUACAAGCAGAUCGCGAGAUGAAGCAGCUUAUCGCUGGGUUGCCCCUUUUUUCGGAUCUGAAGUAG